Messenger RNA from Octodon degus (degu), 2089 nucleotides. It is a transcript of the gene Kcnd2, whose product is annotated as potassium voltage-gated channel subfamily D member 2. Bases 1 to 1896 code for a protein of 631 amino acids. The record is from RefSeq and is a predicted model, not a curated record. Gene Ontology annotation, molecular function: A-type (transient outward) potassium channel activity; voltage-gated monoatomic ion channel activity involved in regulation of postsynaptic membrane potential; protein binding. The transcript has 7 exons. Gene Ontology annotation, cellular component: membrane; voltage-gated potassium channel complex. Gene Ontology annotation, biological process: potassium ion transmembrane transport; protein homooligomerization. NCBI's taxonomy places the organism in Eukaryota, Metazoa, Chordata, Mammalia, Rodentia, Octodontidae.
AUGGCGGCCGGCGUGGCGGCGUGGCUGCCCUUCGCCAGGGCGGCGGCCAUCGGGUGGAUGCCUGUGGCCUCUGGGCCCAUGCCCGCGCCGCCGAGGCAGGAGCGGAAACGAACUCAGGACGCGCUCAUCGUGCUGAACGUGAGCGGCACCCGGUUCCAGACGUGGCAGGACACCCUGGAGCGCUACCCCGACACGCUGCUGGGCAGCUCGGAAAGGGACUUCUUCUACCACCCCGAGACCCAGCAGUACUUCUUCGACCGGGACCCCGACAUCUUCCGCCACAUCCUCAACUUCUACCGCACCGGAAAGCUGCACUACCCGCGCCACGAGUGCAUCUCCGCCUAUGACGAGGAGCUGGCCUUCUUCGGCCUCAUCCCGGAAAUCAUCGGUGACUGCUGCUAUGAGGAGUACAAGGACCGCCGGCGAGAGAACGCCGAGCGCCUGCAGGACGACGCGGACACGGAUACCACGGGCGAGAGCGCGCUGCCCACCAUGACGGCGCGGCAGCGCGUGUGGCGCGCCUUCGAGAACCCGCACACCAGCACCAUGGCCCUGGUGUUCUACUACGUGACUGGCUUCUUCAUCGCCGUCUCCGUCAUCGCCAAUGUGGUGGAGACUGUGCCGUGUGGCUCCAGCCCCGGCCACAUCAAGGAGCUGCCGUGUGGAGAGCGGUACGCAGUGGCCUUCUUCUGCCUGGACACCGCCUGUGUCAUGAUCUUCACUGUGGAGUACCUGCUGCGCCUGGCCGCGGCCCCUAGUCGCUACCGCUUCGUGCGAAGUGUCAUGAGCAUCAUCGACGUGGUGGCCAUCCUGCCCUACUACAUUGGGCUGGUGAUGACCGAUAACGAGGAUGUCAGUGGAGCCUUCGUCACGCUCCGAGUCUUCCGAGUCUUCCGGAUCUUUAAGUUUUCCCGCCACUCUCAAGGCCUGCGCAUCCUGGGGUACACCCUGAAGAGCUGUGCCUCGGAAUUGGGCUUCUUGCUUUUCUCGCUUACCAUGGCGAUCAUCAUCUUUGCUACGGUUAUGUUCUACGCAGAGAAGGGGUCUUCGGCCAGCAAGUUCACCAGCAUCCCUGCUGCGUUUUGGUACACCAUCGUCACCAUGACAACAUUAGGGUAUGGAGACAUGGUACCAAAGACCAUCGCAGGGAAGAUUUUUGGCUCCAUCUGUUCGCUGAGUGGCGUCCUGGUCAUUGCCCUACCUGUCCCAGUGAUCGUGUCCAACUUCAGUCGAAUCUACCACCAAAACCAACGAGCAGACAAACGCAGGGCGCAGAAGAAAGCCAGACUGGCCAGGAUCCGGGCAGCCAAGAGCGGAAGUGCGAACGCGUACAUGCAGAGCAAACGCAACGGUUUACUCAGCAACCAGCUGCAGAAAAGUUCCUCGGAGGAAGAGCAGGCCUUUGUUACCAAAUCGGGCUCCAGCUUUGAAACCCAGCACCACCACCUGCUGCACUGCCUGGAGAAAACCACGAACCACGAGUUUGUGGAUGAGCAGGUCUUCGAAGAAAGCUGCAUGGAGGUGGCGACCGUGAACCGCCCUUCGAGCCAGAGCCCCUCUCUCUCCUCACAAGGAGUCACCAGCACUUGCUGUUCACGACGACACAAAAAAUCUUUCCGCAUCCCCAAUGCCCACGCGUCAGGAAGCCACCGAGGCAGCGUGCAGGAGCUCAGCACCAUUCAGAUCAGAUGCGUUGAGAGAACGCCGCUGUCCAACAGCCGAUCCAGUUUAAAUGCCAAAAUGGAAGAGUGUGUUAAACUAAACUGUGAGCAACCUUAUGUGACUACAGCAAUAAUAAGCAUCCCGACCCCUCCGGUCACCACACCAGAAGGAGAUGACAGGCCAGAGUCUCCGGAGUAUGCAGGAGGCAAUAUCGUCAGAGUGUCUGCUUUGUAAGACAGUGGGAAUGGGCUGAGAAGAGACUGAGCCCUGGCCAUGGAAAGGAUCUCAGUGUAGAAGCAAGGAGAACCAGUACAUCUUCUGCAGAUGAAGACAGCAGAACAGGAAGGUCGGUAGUGAAACAAAAAUACAGCUUCCACGCGUAAGGAUGUGAAUCAAAACCGUCAAAUGGUAUUUCUAGACAGUUUAA